AUGGAAAAAUCUCAAUUAAAUAUAACACCACCAGUAUCAGCUGGUAAACCUGUCUUCUCUGUUGUUAUCAAAGAUGAAAAAACUUUAUUUACUUAUUCAUUUAAUCGAAAAUUAUGUAUUUGUGAUCUUUCAUCAUCAAUAUUAAUAAAGUCUCUUGUGUCAAUUCCAGGUUCUGUUAAUGCGAUUCAAGCAUGUCCUCUUCAAACAAGUUGUAUUGCAUUAGCUGUUGAUACAGGAAAUAUUGGCAUAUUAGAUUUAUCUUCUUAUGGUUCACCUUCUCUUUCUUUCCUUUGGCAAUCAAUUCCAGCUGAUGUUUGUCGUUUAGCUUGGCAUCCCAUUCGUGAAGGUCGUAUUGCUUAUUCUACUCGUUUGGGUCAUAUAGCACUUUAUGAUACACUUACGGGACGUUCACGUGUUGUUUAUGAUUGGAGAUAUACUCAACCAGGAUCACCAACGGCUCUAUUUUGGGGUCCUUUAAUACCUAGUUUUACUGAAGAUGAAACAUUAGCAAUUCUUUAUUCGAUUGGAGAUGGGAAAUUUCAUCGAUGGGAUAGUCCAGAUAAGGGUUGCUUACCAACUGAUCUUACAUCACUAGUGAAUGAAGUAAGAAUUAGUAAAAAAAAAAAA
Molecule: messenger RNA, 627 nt
Organism: Rotaria sordida
Lineage: Eukaryota; Metazoa; Rotifera; Eurotatoria; Philodinida; Philodinidae
Source: the annotation of a GenBank genome assembly